Ricinus communis (castor bean) is the source of this 2875-nucleotide messenger RNA. Its product is annotated as glutamine-dependent NAD(+) synthetase. The record is from RefSeq and is a predicted model, not a curated record. The coding region runs from base 261 to 2444 and encodes 727 amino acids. NCBI's taxonomy places the organism in Eukaryota, Viridiplantae, Streptophyta, Magnoliopsida, Malpighiales, Euphorbiaceae. Gene Ontology annotation, cellular component: cytoplasm. Gene Ontology annotation, biological process: NAD+ biosynthetic process. Gene Ontology annotation, molecular function: NAD+ synthase (glutamine-hydrolyzing) activity; ATP binding; glutaminase activity. The transcript is spliced from 13 exons.
AAUCAAAUAUACUGUCGCUAAAUCCUAUAAAAACAAAAAUCCCAAUUAUCAAAAUCCAACUCCACCGAUUCACCCAACGAAAAGAGAAACAAAACACACCCACAUAAUUCAUCUUUUUAGUCACUGCCAUUUUCCUUUCCCACAAUAUCUCCAUUGUCUAAAGCUCUUUUCUCCCUCUCUCUCUCUCUCUCUCUCUCUAUUUUUUAACUUCUAAUUUUCACUUUAAUUUUAUUUUCUUUUGAAAGAAUUUCAGAAACAAGAUGAGGCUAUUGAAAGUAGCUGCAUGUAAUUUGAAUCAAUGGUCUAUGGACUUCAAUUGUAACUUAAAUAACAUAAAAGAAUCGAUAACUAAAGCUAAAGAAGCUGGUGCUGUUAUCAGACUUGGUCCUGAGCUCGAAAUCACUGGUUAUAGCUGCGAAGAUCAUUUUUUGGAAAUUGAUACUGUCAAUCAUGCAUGGGAAUGCUUGAAGGAACUUCUACUUGGUGACUGGACUGAUGGAUUGUUGUGUAGUUUUGGGAUGCCUGUUCUUAAAGGAUCAGAACGUUAUAAUUGUCAAGUUUUAUGCUUGAAUAGAAAGGUUAUAAUGAUUCGUCCAAAAAUGUGGCUUGCUAAUGAUGGUAAUUAUAGAGAGCUAAGAUGGUUUACUGCUUGGAAGCAAAACGAACAGCUUGUGGAGUUUCAGCUACCAAGUGAUAUUUCCAAGGCUAUAAAUCAGAAUUCUGUGCCUUUUGGUUAUGGGUUUAUGCAGUUUUUAGAUACUGCUGUUGCUGCUGAAGUUUGUGAAGAACUUUUCACCCCUGUCCCUCCUCAUGCUGAGCUUGCUCUCAAUGGGGUUGAAAUAUUCAUGAAUGCAAGUGGAAGUCACCAUCAGUUGAGGAAGCUCGAUCUUCGUCUUCGUUCUUUCAUAGGCGCUACUAAUGCUCGAGGAGGGGUUUACAUGUACAGUAAUCACCAAGGAUGUGAUGGCGGUCGCCUUUAUUUUGAUGGAUGUUCUGGCGUUGUUGUAAAUGGAGAAGUGGUUGCUCAAGGAUCCCAAUUUUCUUUACGGGAUGUUGAGGUUGUGAUUGCUCAAGUGGAUCUGGAUGCGGUUGCUAGCCUAAGGGGUUCUAUAAGUAGUUUUCAAGAACAAGCGAGUUCCAAAUCCAAAGUAUCAUCAGUAGCAGUCCCUUACAAUCUUUGUCAGCCUUUUAACCUGCAAAUGUCCCUUUCCAGCCCUAUUAAGAUCAAUUAUCAUUCUCCUGAAGAGGAAAUAGCCUUUGGCCCUGGCUGCUGGCUGUGGGACUAUUUAAGAAGAAGUGGAGCUUCUGGAUUUUUGCUUCCUCUUUCUGGUGGAGCAGAUAGCUCCUCUGUGGCUGCUAUUGUUGGCUGCAUGUGCCAAAUGGUUGUAAAAGAGAUUGCGAAUGGGGAUGAACAAGUAAAAGCUGAUGCUGUACGAAUUGGACGUUACACCAAUGGGCAAUUUCCCACUGACAGUAAAGAAUUUGCAAGGCGCAUAUUCUAUACCAUAUAUAUGGGGUCUGAAAACAGUUCUGAAUCCACAAGAAAACGAGCAAAGGUUCUUGCAAACGAGAUUGGUUCAUGGCACCUUGAUGUUCCAAUAGAUGGUGUUGUUUCUGCAUUUCUGUCCUUGUUUGAAAAAGUAACUGGCAAGCGACCACGUUAUAAGGUGGAUGGGGGUUCUAAUAUUGAGAACCUAGGUUUGCAGAACAUUCAAGCUCGAACAAGAAUGGUGCUAGCAUUUAUGUUAGCCUCACUCUUGCCUUGGGUUCACAAUAAGCCAGGAUUUUAUCUCGUCCUAGGAAGCUCUAAUGUGGAUGAAGGAUUGCGUGGAUAUCUGACAAAGUAUGAUUGUAGUGCAGCAGAUAUAAAUCCAAUUGGAAGUAUCAGUAAGCAGGAUCUUCGGGCAUUCCUGCGAUGGGCUGCCAUCCAUCUGGGUUACUCAUCCUUGGCAGAUGUUGAAGCAGCACCUCCAACGGCUGAGCUGGAGCCGAUACGUUCUGACUACAGUCAGCUUGAUGAAGUGGACAUGGGAAUGACAUACGAAGAACUCUCAGUUUAUGGAAGGUUGCGAAAAAUUUACCGCUGUGGUCCAGUCUCGAUGUUUAAGAAUCUCUGCUAUAGAUGGGGUUCGAGAUUAACUCCAUCGGAGGUUGCUGAGAAAGUGAAGCACUUCUUCAAGUACUAUUCAAUUAAUCGUCACAAAAUGACUGUCUUAACACCCUCUUAUCACGCCGAGAGUUAUUCACCAGAGGACAAUAGAUUCGAUCUUCGACAGUUUCUAUACAAUGUAAGAUGGCCCUAUCAAUUCCAAAAGAUUGAUGAAAUAGUUGAAGAGUUAGAUGGGGAGAGAGUUGCUCUCUCAGAAUCAAACGGGGUGUUGUCAAAUGGAGUAGGGAUGGGGGUUGUGGCAGCAGGUUCAGGUGAUCCCAAAGCUGGCUUUUAAAUUUACAAAGGGCACAAAAUAAACUUUGCAUCCCACAGAAUCAUGUCUCAAUAAAUUGUUUGCUGCAGUUCGUUGUAAUAAGCUUCGCAUCUCAACUACUGUUGUCGUGUUAAUAAAAAUCUCAUGUAUCUCACCGAAGUUGAUAAAAAGUAAUUUGGUUGCAUGUUUUUUUUGCGAAGCGUAUUCCUCUUUAUCUUUGUAUAGCGAAAGGCUUGGACACGUCAUAUCUCCCCUCCGGCAAUUGCAUUCAGCCCACCGGCCACUCCCAAGAGUAAUUGAGAAGAGAGCUCCUUCUGCUCUGGCUACUCGAUUUAUUUGCAUUUGCUUUCUACAUAGGGUGAACGACAAACACCCUCUAGUAUUUUGGAGGGUUAUACUAGUACUUCUGUGUUAUUAAUAUUAAAUAUAUUAUUGUCUCAUUCCAUUUUUAA